Messenger RNA from Clonostachys rhizophaga, 930 nucleotides. The record is from the annotation of a GenBank genome assembly. NCBI's taxonomy places the organism in Eukaryota, Fungi, Ascomycota, Sordariomycetes, Hypocreales, Bionectriaceae.
AUGGCGCAAACCCAGACCGUCAAGCUGACCAACCGGUCUCCCAAAAAGCCCAUCAAAAAGCUCCCGGAAUCCAUCCAGUACCCCGCCGAUGCUACCGUCGAGGAGGUCAAGGCCCUGAUCGCAAAGGCCUGCGGCAUCAAGGACUUCAACCGCAUCGGAUUGUUCGAUCCCACCACCAACAAGACCUUCAAGAACCGCAAGGCAGUGCUCGCCGAGGAGCCAUCCAUCCUCGCGGGCAAUGACAUCCUCGUCAAGGAUCUGGGCCCCCAGAUCGAAUGGAGAACUGUAUACGUGAUCGAGUACCUCGGCCCCCUUUUGUUCCACGCCCUCGUCGUCGCCGCCAGGCCAUACCUCUACAACAAGGGUGUCGACUUCCCCCUCUCGACAACACAAUGGAUCACCUUCGCCAUGAUCAUGCUGCACUUCCUCAAGCGGGAGAUUGAGACCCUCUUCGUGCACAAGUUCUCCGCCAACACCAUGCCCGUCUUCAACGUCUUCAAGAACAGCGCCUUCUACUGGCUCAUGUCCGGCCUCGUCUGCGCCGUCUCCAUCUACCGCCCCAACUCCAUGGCCGCCGCCGCCGACGAGAUCCUCGUCGACUACGCUGGCCUGGCCGUCUACCUCUUCGGCGAGCUCGGCAACGCAUCAGUCCACCUGUACCUGUCCAGCCUCCGCUCAACCGGCGGGACCGAGCGCAAGAUCCCCGUCGGCUUCUCCUUCACCCUUGUCACCUGCCCCAACUACAUGUUCGAGCUCAUCUCCUGGGCCGGCAUCAUCAUCGUCAGCCGCGAGUGGACCGUCCUCGCCUUCAUCGUGAUGGGCGGCUACCAGAUGUACGCCUGGGCCCUGGGCAAGGAGAAGGCUUAUCGACGGGAGUUUGGCGACCUGUACAAGAAGAAGCGAUAUGUCAUGGUUCCCGGCAUCAUCUAA